This is a messenger RNA of Aphidius gifuensis, 1270 nucleotides long. Its product is annotated as CREB-binding protein-like. Bases 266 to 1270 code for a protein of 334 amino acids. Gene Ontology annotation, biological process: positive regulation of transcription by RNA polymerase II. The record is from RefSeq and is a predicted model, not a curated record. Gene Ontology annotation, molecular function: chromatin DNA binding; histone acetyltransferase activity; transcription coactivator activity. The transcript has a single exon. NCBI's taxonomy places the organism in Eukaryota, Metazoa, Arthropoda, Insecta, Hymenoptera, Braconidae. Gene Ontology annotation, cellular component: transcription regulator complex; histone acetyltransferase complex.
CUUGUGACUGCUCUUGACUUUAGAAAUUAGAAUUUCGUUUCAUUUUGUUUUUCAUUGUUUUUGUUAGUCGAACCGGCAAGACGUUAGAUUUAUUUAUUUAUGUACUCAUUAGUCAUUACACGUGGCGCAUAAUUAAUCACGGCUAUUUUGCUGAAAACUUUUAUCUAACCCCAAUCCCCUGACAUUGUAUAGUUCAACUCAGUUCAACUGUUCAACCAGUUCAACCAAGUGCAACAUAGUUAAUGUUAGUAGUCAAGAAGGUAAUAUGGCGCAAUCAACACAACCACUAACACCAUAUCCAGAACAACCACAAUAUGGUGCACCAACUAGUAGUCAACCAGCUGAUCCAGAACAUCGUAAAUUAAUUCAACAACAACUUGUAUUAUUAUUACAUGCACAUAAAUGUCAAAUACGUGAACGUUCAGGAAUAAAUAGUGAGUCAUGGCGUUGUACAUUACCACAUUGUAAAACAAUGAAAAAUGUAUUGACACAUAUGACAACAUGUGGAGACGGUAAAGAAUGCUCAAUGCCACAUUGUAGUUCAUCUAGACAAAUAAUAACACAUUGGAAACAAUGUCAACACACUGAUUGUCCUGUAUGUUUACCAUUAAGACAAGCUGAUAAAAUGAGAGCAGCAACCAAUGCUAAUGCAAGAAUCAGUCAAUCAGUUAAUAUGCAACAAUUACUUGGUUUAAAUGAGUCUGGUCAACCAGCGAAUAUUAGUGAAAAUCGUUUACCAAGUUCACAAUUACCUUGUGAUUUAAAUGCUGGACUAUUUACAGCAAAUCUAGUACCACGAACAAAAGAAUGGCAUCAAUCAGUAACACCAGAUUUACGUAAUCAUCUUGUUCAUACAAUAGUACAAGAAAUAUUUCCAGCACCAGAUCCACAAGCAAUGUUUGAUAAAAGAUUGCAUAAUUUAAUUGCAUAUGCGAGGAAAGUCGAGGCUGAUAUGUAUGAAAUGGCUGAUUCAAGACCUGAAUAUCAUUGGUUGGUGACUGAAAAAAUAUAUAAAAUUCAAAAAGAACUUGGAGAAAAACGUCAAAAACGUAAAGAACAACAACAAUUAGCUCAACAACAACAACAACAACAACAACAACAACAACAACAACAACAACAUCCAUUACCAUCAUGGAGACAAAGUCCAAGCGUACAAUCAUCAAUGUCAACAACACCAACUGGAUACAUUGCAUCACAAGGAAGUGCACCACUUGAUGCAUCAAUUGUUUCAUCAAUGUCAGCAUUAGACAUCAACAAUCAAUAUCAAUAA